This is a messenger RNA of Galeopterus variegatus (Sunda flying lemur), 3513 nucleotides long. RefSeq names its product amyloid beta (A4) precursor-like protein 2 (gene APLP2). The record is from RefSeq and is a predicted model, not a curated record. Gene Ontology annotation, biological process: central nervous system development; axonogenesis. Gene Ontology annotation, cellular component: membrane. The transcript has 17 exons. The coding region runs from base 51 to 2183 and encodes 710 amino acids. Lineage: Eukaryota; Metazoa; Chordata; Mammalia; Dermoptera; Cynocephalidae. Gene Ontology annotation, molecular function: heparin binding; transition metal ion binding; serine-type endopeptidase inhibitor activity.
UUGCAGCCAACGCUGGAACAGGAUUUGCUGUUGCUGAACCUCAGAUUGCAAUGUUUUGUGGGAAGUUAAAUAUGCAUGUGAACAUUCAGACUGGGAAAUGGGAACCUGACCCAACAGGCACCAAGAGCUGCUUUGGAACAAAAGAAGAAGUUCUUCAGUACUGUCAGGAGAUGUAUCCAGAGCUACAGAUCACCAACGUUAUGGAAGCGAACCAGCCAGUCAGUAUUGACAACUGGUGCCGGAGGGACAAGAAGCAGUGCAAAAGUCACAUUGUUAUACCUUUCAAGUGUCUUGUGGGUGAAUUUGUAAGUGAUGUUCUGCUAGUUCCGGAAAAGUGCCAGUUUUUCCACAAAGAGCGGAUGGAGGUUUGUGAGAAUCACCAGCACUGGCACACUGUAGUCAAAGAGGCAUGCCUGACUCAGGGAAUGACCUUAUAUAGCUACGGCAUGCUGCUACCCUGUGGGGUAGACCUGUUCCAUGGCACUGAAUAUGUGUGCUGCCCUCAGACAAAGAUCAUUGAAUCCACUGUGUCAAAAGAAGAGGAGGAAGAGGAGGAAGAAGAAGAGGAGGAGGAUGAAGAGGAAGACUAUGAUAUUUAUAAAAGUGAAUUUCCUACUGAAGCAGAUUUGGAAGACUUCACAGGAGCAGCUGUGGAUGAGGAGGAUGAGGACGAGGAAGAAGGGGAGGACGUGGUGGAAGACCGCGAUUACUAUUAUGACACCUUUAAAGGAGAUGACUACAAUGAGGAGAACCCAACUGAACCCAGCAGCGAUGGCACUAUUUCAGACAAGGAAAUUACUCAUGAUGUUAAAGCUGUCUGCUCCCAGGAGGCGAUGACGGGGCCCUGCCGGGCCGUGAUGCCUCGUUGGUACUUCGACCUCUCCAAGGGAAAGUGCGUGCGCUUUAUAUAUGGCGGCUGCGGCGGCAACAGGAACAAUUUUGAGUCUGAGGAUUAUUGUAUGGCUGUGUGUAAAGCGAUGAUUCCCCCGACUCCUCUGCCAACCAAUGACGUUGACGUGUAUUUCGAGACCUCUGCAGAUGAUAACGAGCAUGCUCGCUUCCAGAAGGCUAAGGAACAGCUGGAAAUUCGGCACCGCAACCGAAUGGACAGGGUAAAGAAGGAGUGGGAAGAGGCCGAGCUUCAAGCCAAGAACCUUCCCAAAACAGAGAGGCAGACCCUCAUCCAGCACUUCCAGGCUAUGGUUAAAGCAUUGGAGAAGGAAGCAGCCAGCGAGAAGCAGCAGCUGGUGGAAACGCACCUGGCUCGAGUGGAAGCUAUGCUCAAUGACCGCCGUCGGAUGGCUCUGGAGAACUACGUGGCAGCCCUGCAGUCUGACCCACCCCGGCCUCAUCGCAUUCUCCAGGCCUUGCGGCGUUAUGUCCGAGCUGAGAACAAAGAUCGCCUGCAUACCAUCCGUCAUUACCAGCAUGUGUUGGCUGUUGACCCAGAAAAGGCGGCCCAGAUGAAAUCCCAGGUGAUGACACAUCUCCAUGUGAUUGAAGAAAGAAGGAACCAAAGCCUCUCUCUGCUCUACAAAGUACCUUAUGUAGCCCAAGAAAUUCAAGAGGAAAUCGAUGAGCUCCUUCAGGAGCAGCGUGCAGACAUGGACCAGUUCACCGCCUCCAUCUCAGAGACCCCCGUGGACGUCCGGGCGAGCUCUGAGGAGAGCGAGGAGAUGCCGCCAUUCCACCCUUUCCACCCCUUCUCGUCCACACCUGACAGUGAAGACACUCAGCCGGAGUUGUACCACCCAAUGAAAAAAGGAUCUGGAGUGGGAGAGCAGGACGGGGGACUGAUCGGUGCUGAAGAAAAAGUGAUUAACAGUAAGAAUAAAGUGGAUGAAAACAUGGUCAUUGACGAGACUCUGGAUGUUAAGGAAAUGAUUUUCAAUGCGGAGAGAGUUGGCGGCCUUGAGGAAGAGCCGGAAUCCAUGGGACCACUGCGGGAAGACUUCAGUCUGAGCAGCAGUGCCCUUAUUGGCCUGCUGGUCAUUGCAGUGGCCAUUGCCACGGUCAUCGUCAUCAGCCUGGUGAUGCUGAGGAAGAGACAGUACGGCACCAUCAGCCACGGGGUUGUGGAGGUUGACCCAAUGCUCACCCCAGAAGAGCGUCACCUGAACAAGAUGCAGAACCAUGGUUAUGAAAACCCAACCUACAAAUACUUGGAGCAGAUGCAGAUUUAAGUGACAGAAAGCGUGUGGCACCCUUGGCUAGAGUGGGGUGGUGCAGAUGGACCAGAGGGGUCCAGUGUUUUGGGUUGCCUCUGAAGGGUUUCAUCUUAUAUCCCGACCUCCUGGAUCGUUACGUCUAGAAAGUACUACUGUAGAAUUGCAAUUUCCAUUCUUUUAAAUGGGUGAAAAAUGUUAAUAUAACAAUAUAUGAUAUAUAAACCUUAAAUGAAAAAUGAUCUAUUGCAGAUAUUUGACUGAUGUAGUUUUUUUAAAAUUAAUCAGAAAUCCCAUUUCUAUGUAUCGUCUCACACAUGCGCUCUAUAUAAAUGGGAAAUGUUGGUUUUCAAUGAUAGACUGUACGUGCAAGCUGUUCAGUUACACUGUAUAAAUCAACUCCUUAGGCUUACUCACUAUCCUGGUUUUUAUUAAAGAAAAGAAAGCAGUAUUCCCUUUGUAAAUGAGCUCUCAGAAAGUUGCUGAGAAAUUUAGUGGAAUAGGGAACUGUAAUUGACCAUUGAAGCACAUCAUGGUACCCUUUCAAGAUGGUUUUAAAGGAUCAGAGUCCUGGAAGUCUGGUGUUCCCACAGUUAGGUACCUUGGUGUUUUCUCUACAAGCCUAUCACUAAGGAGGUUAAAGGCAGUUUGGUUCCAGCGUCUUUUAGCGAGCCUGGUGUGUACAGACUGGGGUGUCCACUGCUGCUUUCCUUCCAAAUCCAGCUCUUCCGCAAAAAUUAGCCUGUAGUUUAUACAUGACGUUCUUCCACCGUCCGUCGUUUACUGACUAGCUUUUUAUAUUCACUGCCCCUUCCAAGUAUGUCCAGAUGUGCGGUCUCCCUCUUCGAACAUUUCUCUCCAAAGGCACUGACCCUCGGUUCUCUCCUUUGUACCUUAACUUCUGCCCCCUCUCCUGUCACCAGCCUCUUUGGUAUUCACUCAAAGACCACAAAGGAGGCGGCUGAUGACCCAGGAGAGAACAUGGGAGGUUCAUUUUUAUGUAAAAGAAUAUUCCAGAUAGUACAUGAACCUGAAUCUGUAGACACUGUGGAAAGCUUUGAAGAUGUUUGUUUCCUUCACAUUAGUCUUUGUAAUGCUUGUAUAGUUAAUGUUGAUGCUUACAGCCUUUUCUUUUUCUUUUUUUUUUUUUUUUAAUCUGAAGGUUCUGGUAACCUGUGGAAUAUUUUUUUUCUAUUUUCCUGUAACUUUUUUUCCUUCUCUCCUCCCCUUUGACCCUAUCUGUGUCUCUUCCCACUAUGCACAGGUUAAACUUCACCUACAAAUUCCUUGGUGUGAUCUGUGGAGAAUGUACAGAGUUUAAACACAUCAAUAAAUACUGUAACUUCCA